Messenger RNA from Staurois parvus, 388 nucleotides. Lineage: Eukaryota; Metazoa; Chordata; Amphibia; Anura; Ranidae. The record is from the annotation of a GenBank genome assembly.
GUAUCACCGAUCUACGGAAAGAGCCGAAGAUGUCGGCUCAGUCAUGUGAUCAGCUGUGUCCAAUCACAGCUGAUCACAUGUACACUGAUCAUCAGGGCACUGAUGAUCAGUGUGCCCUGAUGAUCAGUGUGGCCCGAGAAGUGCCACCUGUCAGUGUCCAUCAGUGCCACGUGCCAGUGCCCAUCAGUGCCACAUCAAUGCCACAUACCAGUGCACAUCAAUGCCACAUAUCAUGUGCCCAUCUGAGCUGCCUUUCAGUGUGACCCAUCAGUGCCAGUCAGUGCCACCUAUCAAUGCCAAUUAGUGCCACCAAUCAGUGCCGCCUAUCAGUGCCAGUCAGUGCCGCCUAUCAGUGUGCAUCAGUGCCGCCUAUCAGUGCCCGUCAGUG